UGGGUGAAGAAAAGUAUAGAAUUCCGAAUUUCUCUGUCACCGGCGGCUUCUUUGGAUCCACGUGUAUUGAAUUCGUAUCUUAUUCAUCUUCAUCUUCAUCUUCAAUUUGAGCUUGAGCUUUCAAUUGGAGCUGUAUUUGGCUAUUUCCUAUUGAAUCCAGCUUUUUUUUCUCACUUCUAGUGGCAACUCCCUUGCGCAAACACUUGUGUUUAUGAUCACUACUUGAUCUGUUCAAGGACUCACAGCUCAAUUCCUCAACUUGGUUAGAGAUGGUUGCGUUUGGGAAGAAAUUGAAGGAUAGACAGAUUCAAGAAUGGAACGAAUUCUAUAUCAACUACAAACUGAUGAAGAAGAAAGUGAAACACUAUGCUGCCCAAAUCGAGACUGGAGCAUUAGAUCGCCGCCAUGUUCUCAAGGAUUUUUCGAGAAUGCUGGAUAACCAGAUUGAAACAAUUGUCCUUUUCCUUUUGGAACAACAAGGUAUUGUAGCAAGCAGGAUAACCAGGCUCAGAGAAGUGCAUGAUUCUAUUCAAGAGCAGCCAGACAUAUCCAAAAUAUCUGAUCUACAAGAUGGCUACAGAGAAGUUGGACGAGAUCUUUUGAAGAUUCUAUAUUUUGUCGAGGUUAAUGCCAUUGGUAUCCGUAAGAUACUAAAGAAGUUUGACAAGAGAUUUGGGUAUAAAUUCACUGAUUACUAUGUCAAAACCCGAGCUAAUCAUCCCUAUUCUCAGCUGCAGCAAGUGUUUAAGCAUGUGGGGUUAGGAGCAGUUGUAGGAGCCAUAUCUCGAAAUCUUUCAGAUCUUCAAGUCCGUCAAGGAAGCUACAUAUCAAUUUAUGAUCAACCUACUCUAUCAUUCAAGGAUCCUGUUGUUGAUGCAAUCAAAAUGGCUUCAGAUAGAUUAACCUACUCAACAAACUUUCUAAACUUUCUCGCUCAUCGUGCCUUUGUCAUGCAAGAAGAAGAGUUACCUGCUCCAGUAGAGGCGGUUUCUGAUGAUGAUAGAUAUCAUUUUAUGUCGCUUGUAUUGAACUUGGCUAAUACAUUUCUCUAUAUGAUCAACACAUACAUUAUAGUUCCAACAGCAGAUGACUAUUCUAAAAGUCUCGGUGCUGCUCCAACUGUUUGUGGUAUCGUGAUUGGUGCAAUGGCUGUUGCACAGAUAUUUUCUUCAGUGUAUUUCAGUGCUUGGUCAAAUAGAUCUUAUUUCAGACCACUAGUUUUUAGCAGUAUCGUUCUCUUUGUGGGAAAUAUCAUGUAUGCGUUGGCUUUUGAUGUCAAACUCAUUUCAGUCCUCCUACUUGGCCGUCUAUUUUGUGGUUUUGGUUCGGCAAGAGCUGUUAACAGGCGUUAUAUCAGUGACUGUGUGCCUCUUAAGAUACGCAUGCAAGCUUCAGCAGCUUUUGUGAGUGCGAGUGCUCUUGGGAUGGCAUGUGGUCCUGCCCUUGCUGGGUUACUUCAAACUGAUUUUAAAAUCUACAAGCUCACAUUUAAUCAGGAUACUUUACCUGGUUGGAUUAUGGCUUUUGCAUGGCUUUUCUAUUUGGUUUGGCUAUGUAUUUCCUUUAGAGAGCCUGGUCCCGUCAUUGAAGUACCACACCCAUCCGAAGGACUUAAGAAAGAUAAAUUAGAGAAUGAUGUACUUGAAGAAGGUCUUGCACGACCACUCCUCUUGGGCUCGGAAAGCAACAAGAACGAUGAGGAUGAUGAUCAAGAUGGCGAUGGAAGUGAAGAAGCACCUGCGGAAUCUCGUCAACCAGCCAAUUCUUUGGCUGAUGCAUAUAGAUUACUCACUCCUUCUGUAAAGGUGCAAUUGCUUAUCUACUUUAUGCUUAAAUAUGCUAUGGAGAUUUUACUCUCGGAAUCCAGUGUCAUCACCACAUACUACUUUAAAUGGUCUACAACGGAUGUGGCGAUCUUUCUUGCUUGUCUUGGCCUAACUGUUCUUCCUGUGAACAUUGCUGUUGGUAGCUACAUAAGCAACAUUUUUGAAGAUAGGCAAAUCUUACUAGUAUCUGAGAUCUUCGUCUGCAUUGGCUUAAUCCUAAGCUUCAAUAUAUUUGUUAAAUAUACUAUACUGCAGUAUGUCUGUUCUGGAUUAAUAAUGUUUGUGGCUGCAGAGGUUCUAGAGGGUGUGAACUUGUCACUCCUUUCGCGGGUGAUGUCUUCCAGGCUGGCACGUGGGACAUACAACGGAGGAUUGCUUUCAACCGAAGCUGGAACGAUUGCUAGAGUAAUUGCAGACGCCACUAUAACAAUGGCUGGGUAUUUGGGGGAGAGUAGGCUUUUGAAUGUCACUUUACUCCCUUCUCUCGUAAUUUGCGUGGCUUCUAUCGUCGCAACCUGUCGUACUUACAAUUCUCUGUUCUAGCCGUCUUUAGAUUUGUGUACUAUAAAAAAAAGAAACGUGGGAUGAAAAAUUUCAAUCCCAUUAGUUGUAUUCGCAUUAAUAGUGUUUGGCGCUAUGAAUUAAGUUGUAAUUUGUUUCUAUUAUUGUUGUUCAUGUGUUUAUUUUUCGUUUUAUGUACUUGUGCGAUAUUCGCAUUAACUCCUUUAUUUAUUAUUCAAUUUUCCAGCUCCAUUGAGUUUAUAUCA
Impatiens glandulifera is the source of this 2593-nucleotide messenger RNA. Its product is annotated as SPX domain-containing membrane protein At4g22990-like. NCBI's taxonomy places the organism in Eukaryota, Viridiplantae, Streptophyta, Magnoliopsida, Ericales, Balsaminaceae. Gene Ontology annotation, biological process: transmembrane phosphate ion transport from cytosol to vacuole. The transcript has 11 exons. The record is from RefSeq and is a predicted model, not a curated record. Gene Ontology annotation, molecular function: transmembrane transporter activity. Bases 270 to 2369 code for a protein of 699 amino acids. Gene Ontology annotation, cellular component: plant-type vacuole membrane.